Molecule: messenger RNA, 360 nt
Organism: Nezara viridula (southern green stink bug)
Lineage: Eukaryota; Metazoa; Arthropoda; Insecta; Hemiptera; Pentatomidae
Source: the annotation of a GenBank genome assembly
AUGGAGUCCUCUCACGAUAAUCAGGAUCAGCACACUAACGAUUUGCCAGCCCGCUUGUCAGUGGAAGACGUGGAUGUAGAUUUUUUACCUAUUAUUUAUGAUAUAAUACGCGGGUUAGAAAAAGAUCCUCACGAGUCAAGCCAAAAACCAAGUCACUCUCAAGACAUCAGCCAGAAAGUUUUAGAAUUACAUAAAAAAUUGGAACUAGCCAAGGAACAGAUAAAGAGAUUGCCUGGUGUCGAGUAUAGCAAAGAGCAGCAGUUGGAUAAAUUAGAAGCUCUUCGAACUCAGCUAAAGUUGAAGCGUGAUUUAUUAUUAAAGUAUAGGACAAUGUGUACUUUUGACAUCCCUAAGGCCUAG